Molecule: messenger RNA, 996 nt
Organism: Gloeophyllum trabeum ATCC 11539
Lineage: Eukaryota; Fungi; Basidiomycota; Agaricomycetes; Gloeophyllales; Gloeophyllaceae
Exons: 8
Coding region: 92-814 (240 amino acids)
Source: RefSeq, a predicted model, not a curated record
UUCCUGCCUCGAGGACGCAGACCGUGUCACUCAGCCUUGCGCUACCCCCACAGCUAUCUACUGGCGCCCCCAUCCUCUCCGCAUCCGUCUUAUGACUAUUCUCUUCGCCAACCGUAGGACGACCGGCUUCGUGACGGUCCUCAUUCUCUCUGCGGUUGUGUUGGGCAUUUCAGCCUACUUUGGGCACGAGUUUUUGCCAAAUCAUGCAGCGGACAUUACGAUUUUCUCCCUGGUUGUGUCGUCCUUGACCAUCCUAGUGCUCAUUGUGCUACUAGUAUGGUCUCAACCUCGGAUUGAAGCGUUCUGGUUGUUCGUGCUGGCAGUCUUAUGGCUAGCCAUGGGCGCGUGGUAUGACGACCUACAAGGGCAUACUGAUUGCUCUGCCUUGACUGAUGCUCUACGAACCACCACGAAUACUGGAACAAUCUCCUCACGAGCAUACUGCUACGAAACAAAAGUGGUGGAAGCAUUCUCAUGGAUGACCUUCAUCCUUCUCGCUGUCUACCUAAUAAUUCUCAUCGCAUUGACCGGUCGUUCACAAGUGCUAGGCAGACCCUACGCCUGGCAAGAGCCCAUCAUCGAGCUUCCCUGGUUUGGCGAGUACCCGGGCUACCCAGGGCCCUACCAAUACUCCGACGGCUACGCGCAGAACGGCCAGAUGAUGCCUGGCUACGGCCAACCGACGUAUGUGUACCCUGGCAUGAUGGGGGGCGGACAAAUGCCCUAUGUCAUCAGGCAGAAUCCCGGCGAGUCGAUCGUCAUCCAGCCGGGCAUGAACGGGGGUGCGCCUUUUGUGCAGCAGGUGCAAGCAUAGGCAAAGUGCGAUGCCAGACUUUACUACGGAAUUCACGAGUCCUUUUGUGAGAUGCAUUGAUUGUACGUUUAUUGUAGGAAACCCUCCAUGUAACAGCUUAACGGAAUGCUCGCCUGCUGCCAUCCUGUUGUCGUACGUGUACUGUAGCUGUGUAGUGUAGAAAUGCAUGGCAUGACUUUCCC